ACGAUUCCUGGUUUUGAUGUGCUUGGUCUCAUAGGAAGGGGAGGACAAGGAAUUGUCUACCUUGCUCAAGCAGAGGGGUCUCAAUCAAAGUUUGCUGUCAAAGUCUGCAAUAGGCCAGACGAGAGAGAGUACCAGAAUCUGAAGACUCUGCAACAACUUCAACACCCCAACAUUGUCAAGAUGUUUGACUGUCUUGUAGAGCCUUUUGCGAUUGUGAUGGAGUUUGUAGAAGGGCAGUCAUUGAAGGAGAUCAUGCAAACCUCAGAGGACGGGGAGUGCAGACAGCUUGGUGAGGAGAUGGUGCAGACGAUCGGCGGUCAGAUGCUGGAGGGACUGUCUCUUCUACAUCGAAUGGGAAUCAUUCAUCGCGACCUCAAACCUUCCAACAUCAUGUGUUCCUUCCCGCACGCUGACGUCUGCCGAGUUGUUCUCAUCGACUUUGGGUCUUCCAAGCAUCAGGACUAUAACGAGACUUUGACGCGCACGGGUCAGUUCGUUGGAACCUGGCAAUACUUCAGCCCCGAGCAGUGCCGCGGCGAUCCGCAGCUGGAUGCACGGGUGGACGUUUGGUCAGCUGGGGUUGUGCUGUACGAGAUGGCGGCAGGAAGAAAUCCUUUCUACUCACACGACGUCCUUGAGCUCUUCACUGCUGUGCGCAGACAGCCUUUCCAGCAGAUCCCUGGUUGUGGCGCAGCGAUGAACAUCUUUCUCAAGACAGCCUUGAAGAAAGACCCCAGAGAUCGU
Messenger RNA from Guillardia theta CCMP2712, 744 nucleotides. RefSeq lists its product as hypothetical. The record is from RefSeq and is a predicted model, not a curated record. Gene Ontology annotation, molecular function: protein serine/threonine kinase activity; ATP binding. NCBI's taxonomy places the organism in Eukaryota, Cryptophyceae, Pyrenomonadales, Geminigeraceae. The transcript has a single exon. Gene Ontology annotation, cellular component: cytoplasm. The annotation marks the transcript as partial. Gene Ontology annotation, biological process: protein phosphorylation.